This is a messenger RNA of Hemicordylus capensis (graceful crag lizard), 12266 nucleotides long. RefSeq names its product HIC ZBTB transcriptional repressor 2 (gene HIC2). The record is from RefSeq and is a predicted model, not a curated record. Gene Ontology annotation, molecular function: RNA polymerase II cis-regulatory region sequence-specific DNA binding; protein binding; DNA-binding transcription factor activity, RNA polymerase II-specific. Lineage: Eukaryota; Metazoa; Chordata; Lepidosauria; Squamata; Cordylidae. Gene Ontology annotation, cellular component: nucleus. Gene Ontology annotation, biological process: regulation of transcription by RNA polymerase II. Bases 961 to 2676 code for a protein of 571 amino acids. The transcript is spliced from 3 exons.
CCCUGCCCUGCCCUGAAGACUUUCCCCAAAGAACCCCCUUUGUAGGGCCACUUAGGGGUCCCACUUGCAGUGACGGCUUUCCCCGCUGCCCUGAAUAGGGCUCCUCUCUCCAUCAACCAAGAUUUCCAGCAAGGACAUACAGUCAGCCCGGAAAGAGAUUUUUGUUGGUUGCUUGUAAACAAAACAAAACAACAACAAAAAAGUCCCAACUUUGCAUGUUUCCAAACAGCCAGAAGGCUGUUAUCUUCAGCUCAUUGUUUGCAGGGGAAUAAUAUUUGGGCUGUGUGAAUGUGUGUGGUCGCUUUGGAUGCACUUUAAUGAUUUUUUUUUUUUUAAGGGCUUCCUGCCUGGGAAAGAGACCCACCGGUCUCUAACCCGAGGGUUGGUCUUUGCAAGUGGGAAAUCCUCCCUUUGGUGCUUGCUGUGAGCCGUUUCUGCUUGUCCUGUUGGCUCUCCUGCCUUAGGGCCUUGGAGUGAGAAGUUUAGGAAGAGGGGCGGGAAAGAAAGAGGCCCGGAAAAACGCCUGUUUGGACAUUUCUUCCAGGUAGAACUGGACACCCCAGGAGAAGGGGGUGUGGAGGAGACUGGGACAGCCGGCUUCCUCCCUGACGCCCUCUUCUUUAUCUGUCUUGCCAGCUGGCCUCAGACUGUUGAGUCAUUUUUACUGAGGGUGUCUCUUGCCUUGCUGCCUCCAGAGAGGGGGCUUUUGACAGCAGACUUUAAAUGCAUCGCCUUUCGAAAUCCCUCUGCAACCUUGUGUGUGGGGAGCCAAAAGUCACCCCGAGAGUUGCUGGUUUGCCAUUUGGGGAUAUUUCUACGCGAGGAAUUCUACCCGCAGAUCCAUGCGCUGACAUUGGUUGCGGUGGGCGAUGUUGGUAAUGUUGCCUGUUGCCUCAGGGCGAGCUUCCCCUGUUGGUGUCUGAGGUGAUAAAGUGAACGGGAAAGGAAGCCAAGGUGGAAAUGGAACUGCCAAAUCAUGCCAAACAACUGCUGCUGCAGCUAAAUCAGCAACGAGCCAAAGGUUUCCUCUGUGACGUGAUCAUCGUCGUCGAAAAUGCCCUCUUCCGUGCCCACAAGAACAUCCUGGCUGCCAGCAGCAUGUAUUUCAAAUCUCUCGUCCUGCACGACAACCUGAUCAACUUAGACACGGACAUGGUCAACCCCACCGUGUUCCGGCAGAUCUUGGACUUUAUUUAUACUGGGAAGCUCUUAAUGACUGACCAGCCUGGGGAGCAGAACUUUAAUGCUCUCCUCACCGCAGCAAGCUACCUCCAACUCCAUGACCUGGCGGCCCUUUGCCGAAAGAAACUGAAACGCAAUGGGAGGUCCUUUGCUGGCCGAGCCGGCGGCGCCCUCAGUGUCGGGAGACCCCCGCGGAGUCAGAGACUUUCCACUGCUUCAGUCAUCACUCGUUAUUCAGGGUCAACUGAGGGGAUGAAGGGCUCUCACUCCAAGGAGAUGCCAAAGGGAAAGAUCUCAGAUGAUGAGGUCUUCAUUAGCAGUUCCAACCAAGAGAAUUCUCAUGCUUUAAGUCGGGGAGUAGGGAAGAAUGGUGGCGACGGAAGCAGCAGCAGCGCCAAUGGGAGUGGGGCAGACCAAGAGCUUGGUCUGGACCUCUCCAAGAAAAGCCCUUCGCUUCCGACAGCAGCCUCCCAGGAUGACCCACAGCCGUGCGAAAGUCAGCGCGAUUCCCCACAACCUGCCUCAGCCCCUGCAGCCAACAGUGCCUCAUCGUUUGACGAGUCCACCGCCGGAGCCCCCUCGAACCUAGCGGACAACUGUGAACCCAUGGACAUGGACUUGAGCGAGGACCGCCAAUCCCUCCCUGAAGGCAGCCAGCGAAAAAGCUUGCGUCACUCGUCCCGCAAGAAGGAGUGGAUCAAGAAGGACAACGCUUUUGACAGGAAAGAGGGUGGCAAAGGUAGCGAGGAGAGGGAAGGCUUGCCUAACGGGAUUCUGAUGGGCUCCUUGUGUAAGUCAGCGGAACGGGGCCUGGGUCCCUACGGGGCAGAGCUGCCGUUCCCAUGUAAAGAGGAUGUUGAGAACGGCAAGGAGAACAGUGACGACAGUGGGCAAAGCGAGAGCGAAAGCGGUGGGCACACCAGCGCCAACUACGUCUACCGACAGGAAGGUUAUGAGCCAGUGGCCUUUGGGGACAACCUUUACGUCUGUAUCCCCUGCGGGAAGGGCUUUCCCAGCUCCGAGCAGCUGAACGCCCAUGUCGAAACGCACACGGAGGAGGAUCUCUACAUCAAGGAAGAAGGCACGUACGACGACAAGGAGGAAGAAGCCGAGGAUUUGUCCAACCCCAACCAGCCCUACACCACGGAGUCGCGGCCCUUCAAGUGUUCCGUGUGCGAGAAGAGCUACAAAGAUCCGGCCACCCUCCGGCAGCACGAGAAGACUCAUUGGCUGACGCGCCCGUUCCCGUGUAACAUCUGCGGCAAGAUGUUCACGCAGCGGGGCACCAUGACGCGGCACAUGCGCAGCCACUUGGGCCUCAAGCCCUUUGCGUGCGAGGAGUGCGGGAUGCGCUUUACUCGGCAGUAUCGACUGACAGAGCAUAUGCGCGUCCACUCAGGGGAAAAGCCCUACGAAUGUCAGCUAUGCGGCGGGAAGUUCACCCAGCAGCGCAACCUCAUCAGCCACUUGAGAAUGCAUACCUCUCCUGCAUAAGCCAAAGACUCUCCAACGAGCCGACCCGCCAUGAACAUAACCUUUCCCUAGACUUGCUGCUUUAACCAGGGGGGGGGCAUUCCCUUCCCUCUUCAGUCAUGGGGGGGCCUCAACCAAACAGAGCUUUAUUUCUUUCUCUCCCCCCCACACCCCCACUCCUCCUUCCCCCAAAAUACAAAGAGAACCAGUCCACAUUGAAGCUGCUGCCUCCCACAUUUUUUUGGUGUGUGUGUGUGUGUGUGUUCCCCCCACUUGGCCAUUAGAUCAAACGAUAACCAGAAAUGCCAAUAUUCUGCUAGGCUGCAGGAACAUGUAGCUUAACUCUGAGCCAGGUGUGUGUGUGUGUGUGUGUGUGUGUGUGUGUGUGUGUGUGUGUGUGUGUGUGUCGGGGGGGCACUUUCCAGGUUGAUCUUAAUUGGAAAUGCAGUUUCAGGGGUGGUCUUUCUGGCUGAAAAGAGAGACCCCCGGCGGCUGCUUCUCCUCCCUCCUCAGUUUACUUCCUUAGCACUUUGGAAUUACUUUACAAACUUGACCCCAAGUAUUAUUUCCUUUUGCGCUGGUUUGACGCCAGGCACAGCCUCCUGCCAUCUUGCUGCUGCUCUUGGUAGCCGCGGGCGUUCAUUUCCCCACCCCCACUCGACCAUCUAACCGUGAUCGUUCUCCCUAAAAGCUGUCCCUGAGGGCAUUUCUUGCCAACUGAGCCCUGUUCUGGGUUUGUUUUUGUGUUUCGUUCAAUAGCCCUUCCACGAUUCCUCCCGCGAAUGUGUGUGUUCGGUUCUUUUUCGUCGCAGACGAGAAUAGAAGCCUUGGUUGUUGGCGAAAGUAUAAGAAGCCAUUGGCUGUCUGAUCCAUUGCUUUAUUGGACAACUGGAGCGAGCUAAAAGAGCCCACCUUUGGAUUUUUUGCAUGCUAGGAAAGGAGUGCUACCAAAACAAGACAGGAAGUGAAGGUGACAUCACGUCCUGUCGCCAUCCCACCCCGCUUUUUUCUGGCGUCCAGCCUUUUCGCCUCGGCACAUGUAACCCAAACAUGGAAGCCUUUUCCAACCUCUUCCCGCUCACCUCUUCAGCCUUGACCAUGACUGAAUGGGGUCUGGGUGCCCCUGGGGAAUUAAUUUCAGUGAGCAGGGGUCCGUCUUUACGUUUCCCCCACCGCUAUUGUUUCGUAUGAAUCUUUGCUUAGAGGUACUUGUUUUAUUAAGAGAGAGAAAACGCAUUGUUAAACGUUUAUGUAAUUGUUGGAACUGGAAGUUCUAAGGUUGAUUAUUCGGAGCGGGUUGCGGGUGGGGUCAACGUAGGCUGGAAUUGUUGCAAGUUCCUUUAGGUACUUUUUAUUUGGGUUUUGUUUUUUUUAAGAAAAAAAAACGUGUGUGUGUGUGUGUAUGUGUGUGCGUACAUGUGUAUAGCUUCUUCUCCCUCACUAAAGAACGGGUCAGUAUGGAUUGGUCUGUUCUCUUUGCUACCUCUUGAAUUCAUGAGAACAAUAAGAUGGUUAGUGAAUUAUUAGGUGUGGCUUUGUUUUAUCCCCCCAAACCCCGCCCCACUCCAUUGUAAGUAAGUGUACAAAGUAGAAAUUUAAAUUGAAAGUUAGGGGAUUUUUACCACCUCCUCCUUAUCACCAAGAAGUCAGCUAAAACAAUUAUACUUGGCCAAAGACAGUAGGUAGAAUCUUUUUUUUUUUUUCCCCCAGCCAGGGACCCAAGUGAAUAAUUCUGUAGGGUCUCUGGCUCACCAAAUUCCUAAUUUCUUGCCUAUAUAUGUUUUUGUGGUUUUUUAAAAUCAUAAUAAUACAUUUUUUUUCCCCAAGAGCAUUUGGGCUCUCUUCAGUUUUGAUUUUGCCAUGAGGAGGGAAUCUCUGAACCCGUUGCUUUCUGGAUUAGCAUGUGACUGAGCAUCCGACCGGAUGAAGAAAUGCUGAAGGAGCAGGCUGUAUACUGCUUGGAUCCAGAGUGUGAUAAGAAUGGGGGGGGGGCCUAACCAAAGUGUUUCAUAUCCCCCCCUUUUUCCCCUUCUUCUUCUUCUUCUUCUUCUUCUUUUUUUUCUUUUUUUUUUUUUUUUUUUGGAUGUGGGUAUGUUUUUUGUGUGUUCAUUUUAGUAAGGAAACCUUAACACAAAAGUUGGAAAAAUGGAAGAGAAGGUUUUCUCGGAGCAUCUGUAUCACAGCCAACAGCUGCUAUAGGUUUCGAAGGAGAGGACCAGGUAUCCCUGCCAUAUAUUUUUUGGGCCCCUCGACUUAGUUGGCGUGACGUUUGUGAAAAGCAAUGGCUCCCCCCCCCGCCCCCGAGUGAGUUGGUAUUUGGUGGUACAAAUUCGGUCCCUUUAGAAGCAUCCUCUCCGAAAUUGAGUAAGGUUUACAUUUCCCCUCCCCGCUCUUAACUUCUUGCUCAAAACCAUUGUUCUCAUUUAUUAUUAUUAUUAUUAAUAUUAUUAUUAUUAUUAUUAUUGAGAGGGCUUGCUGAAGCCCUUUGUCUUUUUUCUUUAAAAAAAAGAGAGAGAGAGAGAGAGAGAAAACAAACUUUUCAUCUUUAAGUUUUAGACCAAAAAAAAGUGAGCAUGUUCACAUAAAACAAAGAUAAGCUUCAUUUCUCCUCCCACCCAUAAUUCUCCCUCCCCCACUAAAAAAAUAGGUUAGUCCAUUGAAGUGUUUUGGGUCUCUUUGAAUGAACUGGGGAGAACUCGAAUCUAAAGCCCCAUGCAAUACAGAUUAAACCCAACUGUUAUCACGUUACAGGGAACACGUGUAACUUUACCUCACCCAGGGGUUGCUUUUUCCUCACCCCCAUAGUAAGAAUCUCUUCUUUAAUAUCUCAAACAUUGUCCCCUUUGGCGGGGGGCAGGGAGAAAAAGUGAAUGCACCCUUUAAAGCAGGGCUGGCCAACCCACGGUUAUCAAGCAGGUUUUGGACUACAUUGCCCAUUACCCCCUGCCACUGUUUAUUGUAGUGGGGGGAUGUUGGGAGUUGUAGUCCAGCGAAUGCUUGAAACAUUCACACUGUGCCCUGUGUGGGUGUGCUGCAGUGUCGUGGAGUUCCGGGGGCCCUGCAUUUCCCCCCUCCUCCAUUCAAGCUGCUCUCCUCACUCCCAGUCAAAUAAAGAGAGUCCAUGUGAGGAAGGCAGUUCAGUCGUCAUGACAAAUACGUGCAUGCAUGGAAUCCAUCGAGCACUUUCUUUUGUACCAGGAGUUUGUGUCAGUGAAAGGUUGUUCGGGAACCAGCUGCCCAACUGCCGUAGAAGUGGACAGAAGUUCCCAUGGAGGAAUUCUGGGUGGCUUUAUUGGUUAGCUCCCUGCUUGUGUUGAGCUGAAGGAAGAGAGCCCCAAGUUGGCAAUCUGUGCAACUCUACUUUGGGAGAGGCACAGGUGCACAAUUUUCAUGUCUAAACCAUACAAGUGACCAGGGUUCCGUCCCAAUCACCAUUCACUUCACAACAAUCGAGACAGCAAUUCUUCUUUCCUUCUGGCUCUUGAGAUGCCUUCAGAGCUGAGUUCUGAGCAGUAAUCUGAUCUCUGAGUCAAGAAUCUAUAUGACUACCUCUGCCCCCCCCCAAAAAAGUGGGAUAACGCCUCACUCUUCCACCCCCAACACCCCUUUGCACGUCCUGUUGUCGUUAACGUGACAGUAAUCCUUUUCAUUCCAUGCCACAGUUUGUGUGAAGGGCCCCUUACACAUUUUCUCAUCUUCUAAUUAGUAUUGACCAGGUUUGACCUUAGUACAACCAAGGCGGAGAGCUGGCGGAAGAGCAAGGCACCAGUUAGGCGUGAGUUAAACAUCUUUUGAACCAAGAUGAAUCCCAAAGGGUGACUUAUGCAUGAGAUUCACACAACCAUAGGGUUAUUUGUAGCACCCCUUCACAUCACGAGGAGAGUUUAACCAUUCUCCAACUUCCUGACCAAGUGGUGGAUGUCUGUUAUGAAUUCUCACCACAUGGGCAACUCUUGCCGCCAUAUUAAGUUACCUCUUGGUAAAUGUCCAGCUGUAGUUUAUCCAAAGAGGAGCCCUAAGGUGUGUAGGGUUUGCGAAGAGCAAACUCUACCGUGAUCCCUCCGAAUUUUAUUAGACCCUAGAGUUGUGUGUGAUGGCUGUGGAGGUGUUAGGGUUGGUUUGGAUUUUUGUUGUUUAUGGUUUGAAGUUUUGGGAUCUUCUAGAAAUUUCAGGAUCCAUUAUUGUUGGGGUUUUUGUGGGGUUUUCUGUUGUUAAAGAAGCCUCCUUCCUUUUUUUGUUUCUCCCCUCAGCACUUAAACAAUACGACGACAAGUCUGUGUACAGCAUGAGUAUUGUACAAAAAUGGGAAAAAAAACUUUUUUGCAAAAAGUAGCUCUGUAGACUUGUGUUCCAUUUGCUGAAUUAAUGACUUUCCCCCCAAAAUUGUGACAAUAAUAAUGAAAAACCUAAUAAUACUCAAAACUUCAGGGACUGUUCAGGGCCCAUUUAGAGGGUCCGGACACUCAACUGCAUUUAUACGACAUAGUAUUGUAACAAGCAUUUUCUGUAUUUUAAUGAAAAAGCAAAACACUAGUUUCAUAUUUAAGAUUUUAAGAGUUCUAGGGUUGGGAUGGGGAGGGAAUUGCAUUUUAUUUUUUAUUUUUUUGUGUUUUGUCCUUCUUAUUUUGUUUUUUGUUUUUGAAAUACACAAAGAGCCUCAUGAGGAAUUUUUUUUUUUUUUAAAAAGGUUUAAAAUGCUGAGGCCUGGCAGCUUAAUGAUAUGCUUUUGUCAGUUUAGAUCCAGAAUGUUUUCGGAGUAACAGGAGAGGAAAAAUAAAGAGUAAAGUAGCAAAAGUUGUAUUGAAAAGAUAGCUCAUACCCAAAUUCAGAAAACUAUUUUUUAAACCAAAGCACAUUUGAAUGAGUAUGGAACCUCACUGGGCUCAGAAAAAAAAAGUUAAUAUAUUUAUCUCAUUGUUUACAUAAACUUUUACAGUUUCAGACCUCAACAGAUCUACAGGCCAGUCAAAAUUAAUCUUUGUUUUUUUCCAUUGGUUUUGCUGUCAAACGGUGAUCACAAGGAAACCUUUAAAAAAGGGGGGAAAAGGAUCCUCUCCCAUUCUAUAGGAGGUAAUCUGUUCAGCACAUGUUGAUUGGAAGGAAGCAUGAUACUUUUGUUCUUGUUUGCUUAUGAUCUUCAAUAGUUGACGCCCUUAGAUCAGAAGAGUCUCCCAUUUUAAAGAGUUUAGAGGGCAGGAUUAUGUCAAGCGAGUAGGAGGGUUACUUAAGGAUGGGCUUUCAUUUGGUAAAACAACAUGGUCCAGAAAGAAAUGGCAUCCCUUUGUUUAAUAGAUAAGACGCUAGUUUGAAGGGUGGAGAGAGAGAGAGAGAGAAUGUAGACGGAUAUUUUCACCAAAAAUCAGAUAUCAGAGAGGGGUGACAGGACAGAUGGAAAAUGAAACAGACUUAUAGGAGACUGUCUUCAGAAGUUGAAGAAUAGACUGGGAUGGCCAGUUUGUCGGACGACACCUCCCACCAUCCUGAGACACAGUGAUCCGUUGCCAGGGCUUACAACAGCUAGAAGGCCUCAGGCUGGCCAACCCCAGAGUAGACCCAAUAUUCCCUACAAGACUAUAGUGCAUCCAACUAUAUUCUUGAGCCAUUCUGGUUUUCGGUUCUUGCUAAUGGGGAGUUAUCGGAAUCCAACUUUGUGCUGGUCUGAGGAGUUGCAAAGAAAAAGCCAAAGAGCUUCAGACCAAUAGCUUUAUCAUGCCGAGAAGGCAUCGUAGAAAGGAAUUCCACCCCUCCGCUCACCUUCUGCGCUACUUUGAAAUGUGUGGCAGGGCUCAAGGGCGUGUUGGUCAAAUGGGACUCAGUUAGAGCCAGGCUCCACACAACGUACCUGAGCCUUGGAAAGAUUCUGUCCACCUCCAGUCCCCGUGCCGACAUCCUAUCUAGGUUAAAGCAAGACGGGUGAGUUCAGAUGACAUGACCACUCUCUGCUUAUUCUAACCUACUCACUUCACAUAACCCGAGACUUGUGCCCAAGGUCUGAAGUGAGUCUCAGAUCUUGGAUUAUUUGAAGCAAGUAGGUUACAAUAAGGCGAGAUUGAUCAUGUCAUCCUAACCUACCAAUCUUGGUUUAUUGAACCAGGAUGGGAAGUAGACGCUUGUGAGGGGAUGGAAAAGAGGAACAGACAUUCCCGAGGUUCAAGGACAGAACCCAGCUCUGAGGUUCUGAGUGAUGUUUGAACCAGCCUGUCAAGACCAACCUCAGUUAGUCAGAAGGAGAUGAUACACUAUCUCCUGUCUAGGAGAUAGUCAGAGUCUAUUGGUUAGGUGUCCUGUCUGGUGUGAAGACAUGGGACACCAAAUUGCUUAAUUUAUUCCACUCUGGGAGGAGGGUUUUUUUUUUUAAUGAUUUGGACUAAUUUACUCCAAUGAAAUGUUUUAGGGAGCUUUUGCGUGGUAGGCUAUCCAACCCAGUUCACAAUUUAGUCCACCUCUCUGCUAAAGCUCCCUCUCUCAAGAAUGAUAAACAUUCUUGUAUAAAUGUAAUGCUGUGUUCCUGCCCCGCUUUCUAUGCCAAAGCCGCCUCAUGUUUCAAAAACCGUAAAAAUGAGAGAGAGAAAAUCUUUGGGGUGAGAAAAGGCAGGAGAGGCUGAUGGAAAACCAAAGGAUUAAUUUUGCCUGGUCUUGAUAUCUAUCUAAGAUGGUGCAAACACUUUUUAGCAAGUGUUCUGUUUUGUAUCAAUAUGUAUGUGCAGUAAUGAAUGUAUUUAUUUCUCAAGAUUCUGUAUGCACAGUUUUGCAAGGAAAACUCAGAGCAAUUUGCAAAGACAAAAAGGUGUGUCCGCAGGGUCUUCGCUACAGGAUUUCAGAAGAAAAAAAUGGUAUUAAAAAUGUUUAAAAAAAAAAUAAAGAUCUCAGAGACUCACAGCAUAGCCAUAAACCAUAACCUGUGAAGACAUGACAGAGACUGGACUUUUGUAGCUUUUGCAUAGAAAAGAUUUUUGUUUUGCUGUAUUUAAAUGUUUCCAGUUAGGAUGUCACUCAAACGAUUUCCUGUCCUUUAUUUUUCUUCCUUUCAUAUGUUCAUGUGGGUGUGCGUGUAGGUAUGUGCGUGUGUACACGUGUGUGCAUAUGUGAGCAAGUGUGCAGAGCACUGGUUUUCACAGUGCGGGUUCAAAGUGUGGGUUAGCAGUAUUUUAUUUUAUUUUUAAUCACGUCACUUCUGUUCUGAAAUGCAGGAAUGUUGGGCCCAAAGAGGAAACAUCUGGGGUGUCGGAUAAAAGAAGGCAAAACCUAUGCUGGGGGGCGGGCGGACGGGGGGAGUUAUUAGAUUAUCAUGGCCAAACAGAGGGGUAGAAAACGCAGAUGGAGGCAGAAUUAGUCCUACUCCAUGCAAGUGCUUUAAGUUGGGAGAAGCCGUAAUGAUUUCUAGCCUAUCUUCUCAAUGUUUACAGCCUAAGCAAUAAUAGUGAAACAUAUGGGCACAGAAAUAGGGGGUUUAAGAGGCAAACGGCGGGUUGAGGGGGAUGUUUCGUCCACCAGGAAUACCGUGCUGUGAACACCGUUGAGGUCUGGCAGUUUUCUGCAUUCUGCCCAUGCUCGGGCGCAUGGCUCAUAACAGCCAACGGCACUUGCCUGUUCUUGUCCGUAGUGUGUCACAACGAUCAUACGCCUGUACGGUCAGAGAUCAGCGAGACUGAUCAUAUCCCAGCGUGCCUCCAAACUUCGGGUUUCGAGGGGUCUUUUAUAGGUCUUUCCACAAGGCUGUGCUCUCAGAGAUCUGCGAAUCAGCUGACAUCUCCACCUGGCCUGCAGACAUUAGAUGCACUGUUCCAUCAAGUGGUCAUCAACCAUCUACCACAUGCAAGGGCCAAAACUAAAAUCAGAAACUCUCCCAUUGGGCUUAAUAGUUCUAAGGGCCUGCCUAGUCAUUUCAUGCAUUACUUUGAUGUGUCCCCCUACACUUUGGGGAAAAAACAACAAAAAACCAACCCUAACUCAUCUGCAGGGUUUCCUGGAAGGCGUGUGCACGCUGAACCCUUUCCCUGCCUGCUUUUCUUGUUCCCCAUCAUGCUUUCCGCUGAGCCUUUUCUCUCUCCUACACCUCUUGUAGGAAAAGAUAUAAAUUUCCACUAUCCCUAGCCUUUGGAAGCUGUAGUCUUAAUAUUUGGGCACUCAAGUUGGGGAACCCCCAUCUUGAGAGCCUUUGAGAUAAUGGAAUGGCUUGCAGAGGCUGUGUUGAGCACCCUUUCCUUUUUCUGAUCCCCUUUCUGAAUGUGGCUUUUUCCUGCUGAAAAGGCAUGUCGGGGUCACAUUUCCGUGUGUCUGUUUUCAACUUCGAGAAGUGUAUUUUAUUUGUGGGCUGGAAGGCACGGAAUAUUAGGGACGCCUGUAGAUUGACGCUUUGUCAGUGGAUGUUUAUGCCGGCAGGGCAGGUUGUGUGGGGUGUCUUACCGCCUCCCCAAAGACAACUCCAUGCACUUGUAACAUAACACUGUUGUCGUUCUUGAAAAGUUGAGAAGACUUUAUCAGAAAUGGCGUGCACGUGAAAUGCAUUCUUGCCCACUUAAAGCCACCCUUCUUUCAAAAUGGGCCUUGUUCUGGCUCCUUUCUGAGCAUUCAGUUGAGGCAGCCUUUUAUUUUUCUUUCCGUUUCUGGAACCGUUUCCAAACUUGCUUCUCUUGAAAAGGAGGACCCUACUAGAAUUGGGUGUGAGGUCCUUUUGGCUUGUGCGAACUCCCCCCCCCCCAAGUGUAGCUUCACGUCUAGGGGGAAGAGCCCCCUUUCUACCUCACUUAUACCUCCAGUGGGUGUUGCAAUACUUCUUCCUGUAUCUUUCGGAUCUCUUGGGGACGACUCGGAGGAUCGGAGCAUUUUGUUGAGGGUGACUUCCUUUAUUUUCUCUUCUCCUCGCUUCCCGACCAAACAUGGGAUAGGGAGGGUGGGUGCAGUGACCGCCAUAGGUCAGAGGUUCUCAGCCUUCGGUCCCCAGAUCUCAGUAGAAUUCAACUUCCAUCAUCCUUUGGUCAUUUUGCUGGGGACGGUGGGAGCUUUAGUCAGACAUCUGGGGACCAGGGCUGAGAACCCCUGCCAUAGCUCACACUGGGUGGCAGAAGGAAGCCCUAGGUUAGAGCAAGGCAUGCUGGGAAAAGUCACUGCAUGGCAGUUCAUAGGUUUUGCUUUUACCGGUGAAUGAGAGGUGUGUGGGUUUCUUCAUCACGAGCUCCUGCUGCAAUAGCUUCAGGAGCUGGCUUUGAUUGAGAAAUUGGAUAUUUUCCUUGUGGGGGGGUUAGCAAAGACCUAGUUUGGAAUUUUUUUAUUUUUUUUAAACUCACAGUCCAACUGGAACGGGGCGGUGCUUUCCCUCCCUCUUUUAAGCCUUAACUAUUGAUCAGAACCAAGAGCCCCAGAUGUUUCUCCCAGGGCUUCUGACAUUCCUGUUCCAAUGUUGUGUUCAUUUCCUUCAAGAGCUUGAAUUCAGGUCAGAGUUGCAGUUUUGCAGCUCCAACUCGUGUCAUAUUGGGGGCGGGGGCAGGGACGGGGCGGGAAUAAGUAAAAACACAGAAAUUAUAAUAUGAUCUCAGCAUUCAGAAAUUUGCAGUCUUAAUGUACAGUGAUGAGAAACUGUUAUUUUAUGAACUUUUCAUUAAAAGGUUGAU